UUAGGAAUGGGGAGCUGUCCAGAACCGGUCCAGAACCGGUCGAUUUGCUCUAAUUCGGUUCAGUUUCAGUACUCACCCUUAGCCGCACAUACAUGUUUGAUUCGGAGCAACUCAGUUCCCGUGUCCAAAUUGUUGAGGCCAAUGUAUGGUGCAAGCGAAGAAGUUGGACUGGUAUUCCAUUUUACCGCACAUCCCAUUUCGAUACUAAUGCAUUCUUGAAUGACAUCUCGUGACUUUCGUUUUGGAUGGAUAGCGUGUAAAGGUUCCUCAACGCCUGCUCCUACUCACUACAAAAAGAACCAGACGCAGGAGGAAGCAAGUUGUAUCUGGGGUUCUGAUAGAAGAAAAUGAUGUCAAGUGCACUUCUCAGGCAAUAUCUUUAUCCCCUUUUAAUACCAUUUACCUUCUGCAUCUUGCUCCUCUUCAAAUGGUUGCUUUCACCUUCCACCACCCAAAAACACCACCACCCACCACCUUCGCCACCAAGGCUUCCCAUCCUCGGAAACCUCCACCAGAUCGGCUCGCGCCCUCACUCCUCACUUGCAAACUUGUCCCGUAAACAUGGCCCUCUCAUGCUCCUCCGACUCGGCCGUGUGCCGGUGCUUGUGGUCUCGUCAGCGGAUGCCGCCCGCGAGAUCAUGAAGACCCACGACCUCAUCUUUGCCAACCGGCCAAAGUCGAAGAUCUUCGAAAAGCUUGUGUACGACUACAAGGACGUGUCGAUGGCGCCAUACGGCGAGUACUGGAGGCAGAUGAAGAGCGUCUUCGUAUUGCAACUCCUGAGCAACAAGAGGGUCCAGUCGUUUCGCCUGGUCCGGGAGGAAGAGGUGGCCAACCUGAUCGCCGACAUCGAGGGCUUGCUUUCUUCCGCAUCGCCGACAACCGUGAAUUUGGGCGAGAGGUUCGCAGCGCUAACCAACGACGUGGUGUGCAGGGUGGCUUUGGGGAGGAAGUAUGGUGGGAAGAGGUUCAAGGCGAUACUCAUGGAAUUUGUGGAGUUGUUGGGAGCUCUCAGCUUCGGGGAUUAUAUUCCUUGGCUUGCAUGGGUGGAUCGAGUGAGCGGUUUGGAUGAGCGGCUGGACAAGGUGGCUAAAGAGCUUGAUGGUUUCUUGGAUGAAGUUGUGGAAGAGCAUGUUGAGAAGAGGAUGAACUGCGAGGGCGGCGUCGACGUACAAGAAGGCAAAGAAGAUUUUGUGGAUAUCUUGCUUUCUAUCCAGAAGGAUAGCUCCGUCGGUUUUUCCAUUGAUAAAAUUACCAUCAAAGCUCUCAUCUUGGAUGCAUUUGCAGCGGGAACAGACACUACAUACACUGCCCUAGAGUGGGCAAUGACCGAGCUUCUCAGACAUCCAAAUGCAAUGCGACAAGCACAAGCCGAGGUCAGAAGGAUUGCCGGUCACAAGUCGAGCAUAACCGAGGAAGACCUGGACCAAAUGUGCUACUUGAAAGCCGUGAUCAAGGAAACCCUCCGAUCGCAUCCUCCGAUCCCACUACUAAUCCCCCGAGAGUCAACCCAAGACACCAAAGUGACGGGCUAUGACGUCGCGGCAAGGACGCGAGUGAUUGUCAAUGCUUGGGCCAUCGGGAGAGACCCUUCGCUGUGGGACUCGCCAGACGAGUUCCGUCCGGAGAGGUUCUUGAACUCAUCCAUCAAUUUCCAGGGACAUGACUUUGAGCUCAUUCCAUUCGGAGCAGGGCGGAGAGGCUGUCCGGGAAUCGCAUUCGCCAUUGUUGUGGAUGAGCUUGUUUUGGCCAAUCUCUUGCACAAGUUCGAUUGGAGAUUGCCUGAUGGCGUGGGGCAGCUGGACAUGACCGAGUCCACUGGUCUAACCAUUCACAAGAAGUUCCCUCUCAUUGCUUCUGCCGCUAUAGCCACUCUAUAAUGCUACCAACGAUUUUUACUUAUUUUUACAUCUAAUUCAGGCAAUGUUGUCCGACAGAUGUGGCGGAUGAAGUUCCUUCUUCCCAUUUUCCAAAUAUUUCUGGCAAUGCAAAGUUCUUAUGCAGUCUGA
Eucalyptus grandis is the source of this 2009-nucleotide messenger RNA. RefSeq names its product cytochrome P450 736A117. The coding region runs from base 348 to 1880 and encodes 510 amino acids. Gene Ontology annotation, molecular function: heme binding; iron ion binding; monooxygenase activity. Lineage: Eukaryota; Viridiplantae; Streptophyta; Magnoliopsida; Myrtales; Myrtaceae. The record is from RefSeq and is a predicted model, not a curated record. The transcript is spliced from 2 exons.